Molecule: messenger RNA, 1304 nt
Organism: Ctenopharyngodon idella (grass carp)
Lineage: Eukaryota; Metazoa; Chordata; Actinopteri; Cypriniformes; Xenocyprididae
Gene: ubxn8
Product: UBX domain protein 8
Exons: 8
Coding region: 63-896 (277 amino acids)
Cellular component (GO): endoplasmic reticulum; nucleus
Molecular function (GO): ubiquitin binding
Source: RefSeq, a predicted model, not a curated record
GUCUUGUCAGCUUUUAAUUUGAAACUUCUUACUUCCGUGUUGUUAUUCGUAUCACUGCUGACAUGUCUAACAGAGGUGUUGUGCUCUGUGUUUUACUGGCGGGAUUUUGCUUCAUUUCAUGGAAACACUCGUUAAUUGGUGUUACAGAUGCUCUGAAGCUGGCCGGACGUGGGCUCAUAUUCCUGGGCAUCUGCACAUGGCUGAUUUACAUGUUUCCAAGGCUGAAAUCUUUCUUCUUUCCAGUGUGUCAAGAGCUCCCAGACAUUUGUGAUCUUGCAGGCCCACUGCAUGAAUCCAGCAGACUGAAACAAGAGCAAGUUAGAAGAAUUCAACAACAUCAACACAAUGACAAGACGUCUGACUAUGCUGAAAGCGUGUUAAAGCCGAGACAGAACUCGUUGCUCCAGCAGAAAAUUGAGCGACACCAUCGCAUGACAGGAGAGACCUGGAAACUCAGCCAAGGGUUAACAGUCGGGGGGGAAGAGGAUCAGAUGUGUCUUGAUGUCAAUGUAGACGAGAAUCCUAAUCAGGGAGCCAGGAGGAGACGGAAGCUGCUGCAGACUGUUACUCGAGAUCCUGUCCAAAAGGAAGCACCCAAGCAGAAGAAGGUCAUAGUUUUGCCCGAUGAGCCGUCAGAAGACACCGAGGGGGUUGUAAAAAUAGCUCUAAGAUGUCCAACCAGAAGAACGAUCCACCGGCGAUUCCUCAAAACCUGGAGCUCGAUGCUCCUCCUUGACUGGAUGAUGAAGACAGGAUACCAUCCUGCUCUCUACACGCUGUGUACAUCCUACCCCAGGAAAACCCUGCUGAUGGCUGCAGACGUGAGCCUGGAGGAGGCUGGGAUUCUCACUGACACACUGCUGCACGUGGAGGAGAAAGAGCUGUCCGUUACCUAAGAGCACUUCUGUUUUUGAAAUGCUUUAAUGGGACUGAAUGGAUAUCAGUAUCAGUGCUGUAACAUCGUGCACCAAUCAAAAGGACAGAAUUGGGAUACAUUCAUUGUAACUCUUCACUUUUGCUCUUCAACUGGCAUAUGGAUGAAUCUUACAGCCUGUAUGCUGAUCUUAGUUUUUCUAUAAAUACAUGAGAAUAAUCCUGUUCAGAUACAAUGUUUUUUAAAUCAGCAAAAAAAAGUAAUGGUAAUAAAACAAGGGUUGUUAGGGUGACAGUCAAAAUUCUCAGGUAGUUUUUAUAUUAGGCUGCAGAUUGGUACUCUCGUCUCAUUUUAUCUAAUAUCUGAAUGUUCAUAUACUAAAAAGUUUGAGGUCCAUACAAUUUUGACAAAUAAAUGCAGGUCAGUGUAA